Molecule: messenger RNA, 939 nt
Organism: Triticum dicoccoides
Lineage: Eukaryota; Viridiplantae; Streptophyta; Magnoliopsida; Poales; Poaceae
Product: nascent polypeptide-associated complex subunit beta-like
Exons: 6
Coding region: 141-608 (155 amino acids)
Source: RefSeq, a predicted model, not a curated record
CUCGCACCGAGCAACCCAGCCUCCCGUCCCGACCCCUAUCCGUUCCCCCACUCCUGGUCUCUCCCGCUCCUAUCCUCUCCUCCCCCCCUUGCGCCGCCGCCGGCGCCCUCGCCGCGGCUUCCGCUCCUCCCCCAGCCAAGAUGAAUGUUGAAAAGCUCAAGAAGAUGGCAGGUGCCGUGCGCACCGGGGGGAAGGGUAGCAUGCGCAGGAAGAAGAAGGCUGUACACAAGACCACAACUACAGAUGACAAAAGGCUCCAGAGUACCCUGAAAAGAGUAGGAGUGAACACCAUUCCUGGUAUCGAAGAGGUCAACAUCUUUAAGGAUGAUGUGGUUAUUCAGUUUCUGAAUCCUAAAGUGCAAGCUUCAAUUGGUGCUAAUACAUGGGUAGUCAGUGGAACACCACAGACAAAGAAACUGCAAGAUCUGCUGCCAUCAAUUAUCAAUCAACUUGGUCCUGACAACUUGGACAACCUGCGGAGGCUUGCAGAGCAAUUCCAAAAGCAGGUCCCUGGUGGUGCUGCUGGCAUCGAGGCUGGUGCCAGUGCAGGUGCAGCUCAGGCUGACGACGAUGAUGAUGUUCCUGAGCUUGUCCCUGGAGACAUUUGAAGAGGCCGCUGAAGAGAAAAAGGCAGAGUCGUGAUUUUGAUGCAUGUUUACUGUUGUGAAGGGUUAUAAGUUAAGCGGCGCCAUUAGAGACCUCCCCUUUCAAGAACUCUGACCUACCUUAUUUGUGCCAGUGGACCGGUUUUGUCAUGUACGCGAGUUUCGUCUGAUAUGUUGGUGGAAUUUUGCAUCAAAUUACAUGCCUCUUUUGGUUGUCCUCAUUCUCAAAUCGUGUCUUUAAAUGUUCCAUUCCCAGCCCUAUAUACCCCAUCAUAACUGAUAUUGUUUUGUCCAUGGAUCUGUGAUUUGAUCACUAGAGGUAAUCUUGAGCUUA